AUGGCAAGCUUGCAACCGCGACCCAAGCGAGCGGGCGAAGAUUAUAUCCGCACCCACCAAGAGGACGACUCUGAAGAACCUUCCAAGAAACCUCGAUUCGACCUUCGGAACCCCUCCGCCCUUGCGCCCGAUGCUCUCGAAGAAGAUGCCGUUCUAGAUGCAGAUGAGAUAGGUCGCCGCGGCCAGCAAGUGCGCCGCAAAGCAAUCAACCUCGACGGUUACGACUCGGACAGCGAGAACGAGGGGUUCUCCGCGCGCAUAGAGGAAAAGGCCAAGCGCGAGCGCGAGAAGAAAGACGAUGACGAUGAGGAUAUGUUUGCCGAGCUACAAGAAGAUUUUGGCGAAGAAGGAGGCGAUGACGACGAGAUGAUCCGCAAGAACAAAAAAAAUGUUCGGUUCCUACGAGACGAUGAGAUUGAGGGCCAGAUCGCUUCCUCGAAGGGUGGAAAGACAUUAAAUGUGGAUCUGAGCAAUGCCGACGGGACGAAUGACGCUGAGGAGGAAGCAAGUGACAGUGAUGUUGGAGAGGAGGAACGCGCCAAGGUCGAUGAGGAAAUUGAUGAGGAACUUGGUGCUGGUGCGAAGAAGAAGCACGCACCUCUGCUUGAUGCUUUCAACAUGAGCGCAGAGCAGGAGGAGGGUCGGUUUGAUGACCAAGGCAACUUUGUGCGCAAAGCAGUCGACCCCGAUGCUGUACACGACUCCUGGUUGGAGGGUGUGUCCAAGAAGGAUAUUAAAAAAGCUAAAGACGCCGCUGAAAAGCGCGAGGCCGAACGGAAAGAGAAAGAUCGCAGGGACGAUAGUUUCUUGACAGCCGAUGUCCUGAAAACCAUCAUCACGCAUCUCGAGCGCGGCGAAACUAUAUUGGAAGCUCUGGCUCGACUGGGGAAGGGUCUACAACGGAAACCUAAAUGGCAAAACAAGAAGAAGAACAAGAAGAAAGUCGGCAAUGAAGAUGCUGAGAUGACCGAUGAGAACCCCGAUGAGGUCAAGAGGAGGAAGGCGAUCGACUCAAUCACUGGCGCCGCCGAUAUCCUCAUGGCCGAGCGGGAGCUUUUGACAAGGCAGUAUCGCAAUGAGACGGGUGAGAACUGGGUUGACCCGCCUUCAGCCGCGCCCGGGAAAGCCGAGCAAGGGCCGAUAAUGUGGGAGUAUCGCUGGUCCGAUGCUCGAGACGGAGGAGAUGCCCAUGGGCCCUAUGAUGGUAGCAUGAUGGAUUCAUGGAAAUCUGCGGGCUACUUUGGUGAGGACGUAGAGUUCCGCCGUGUUGGAGAUACAGGAGCGUGGAGCAGCAACGCGAAUUUCGUGUAA
This is a messenger RNA of Penicillium maclennaniae, 1311 nucleotides long. RefSeq names its product GYF domain-containing protein. Gene Ontology annotation, molecular function: protein binding. The transcript has 2 exons. Gene Ontology annotation, cellular component: U5 snRNP. The record is from RefSeq and is a predicted model, not a curated record. Bases 1 to 1311 code for a protein of 436 amino acids. NCBI's taxonomy places the organism in Eukaryota, Fungi, Ascomycota, Eurotiomycetes, Eurotiales, Aspergillaceae.